AUGGGGUACGAGAUCCUGGACAUCAAGGGGAACGUACAGGAAGACGUUCGAGUGAGAGCUCCGCUCUUUAAAAUUUCGACGUGGAAAGAGGUGCUGGCGCAAGGUGUGUUUUCUGGUUUCCUACGAGGUGUUGAUCAGGUUCGGCCCGGAAGCUGCUUUCAGUCUUAUACUCGACCACCCCCAACUCCCGUCCUUUCAGGACGGAAAGGCGGGCUACACUACCCGCCGUACGGUAGUAGAUCGGUUCCCACUGUCUGUUCGACUGUUCCUGACUCUCGGUUUGUUGUGCGCGUUGGGGACGCGUUGAACAUGUGUCUGCGCCAAUCUGAGCCUCUGCGAUGUUUGGUAAGGUUCUUAGCGUUUUUGUUCUUCAGCCAAAGUCCUGCGAAGACCCGUCUCCUCGAGCUUGUCCUGCGGUUUGUGUCGCUGCUCUUCUUCGCCACUGUCCGAUUGGAAAAACUCCUUGUAUCAAUCUCAAUAGCGACCAUCUGUGGACCCAUUGAACUGGUACCGCUUUAUCCGUUUCUUCCCCUUGCUAUGCUUUCUGCAUGGAACUCCACUAUCGUACUCUCAGAUUCCUCCCCACCGCCUGUCAUAGUUGCGACUCCUACGGGAUGUCCCAACAGAGAUUCGUUCUCGAGUGUGAUGGCAAUGUUUGGAGUUGAGUCGAUGGUCACGUUGGGUGGUAGUUUCUACAGGUCAAAGUUGGCUGGGCGUUUGAAGUCUCGGGUAUGCGAGGUGUAG
This is a messenger RNA of Somion occarium, 744 nucleotides long. The record is from the annotation of a GenBank genome assembly. NCBI's taxonomy places the organism in Eukaryota, Fungi, Basidiomycota, Agaricomycetes, Polyporales, Cerrenaceae.